CUUGUCUCACUUUCUCCACCAUAUCUACAUCGGGACCCAGGUACCUGCUCCAGCAGGCGGACAGUAGAGAGAUAGGAGGGACAGUGAGGAGAGACUCCAGUAGAGAGAGUGGUGAAGGUACUUGUAAUGGCGCAUUCUUCUUCGUCUCUUCAUCUCUUGUGUCUUCAGCCUUUUCGACUUUCCUCUCCUAUUUCUCGGCCUGGUUUUCGUCUCUCUGCUUAUACCCCUUCCCGAAGGCUCGCUCUCUUUCACCUCGGCAGUGCGAUUCCUCAGUCACAACUAUAUGGAGGAAAGUCGUCUAUUUUGUUAAAAGCAGAAGGAAACACAGUAGAGGCCAGCACAGCUGCACAAACUAGUACUUCUGUUACUGCGAAAAAUGCUUCAGAUUGGGUAAAAAAUGACAAGAGAAGAAUGCUCCAUGUUGUUUAUCGUGUUGGUGACUUAGACAAGACAAUCAAGUUUUAUACUGAAUGCCUGGGGAUGAAGCUGUUGCGAAAACGUGACAUACCGGAGGAUAGAUAUGCAAAUGCUUUUCUUGGAUAUGGGCCUGAAGAUUCCAAUUUUGUUGUUGAACUUACUUACAAUUAUGGAGUUGACAAGUAUGAUAUUGGAACGGGUUUUGGACAUUUUGGUGUUGCAGUGGAGGAUGUUGCCAAAACGGUAGAUCUGAUAAAGGCAAAGGGAGGAAAAGUUACCAGAGAACCUGGUCCUGUCAAAGGUGGUAGUACUGUCAUUGCUUUUAUUGAGGAUCCAGAUGGUUAUAAGUUUGAGCUUUUGGAGAGGGGACCUACACCAGAGCCCCUAUGUCAAGUAAUGCUUCGGGUGGGUGAUCUUGAUCGCUCCAUAAAGUUCUAUGAGAAGGUUUUUGGCAUGGAGCUUCUACGAAGAAGAGAUAACCCUGAAUACAAGUAUACAAUAGCUGUUAUGGGAUAUGGCCCUGAAGAUAAAAAUGCAGUGCUGGAGUUGACAUAUAAUUAUGGGGUCACAGAAUAUGACAAAGGAAAUGGUUACGCCCAGAUCGCAAUUAGCACAAAUGAUGUUUAUAAGACUGCAGAAGCCAUUAAACAGUGUGGAGGGAAGAUUACUCAGGAACCUGGGCCCUUGCCAGGUAUCAACACUAAGAUUACUGCCUGUGUGGACCCUGAUGGCUGGAAAUCGGUCUUCGUUGAUAAUAUUGAUUUUCUCAAGGAACUAGAGUGACUAAAGUACCAUUUUGGCUGCAAUACCACUUGACUGAAUCAGCGGAGACAAAGAUAACAAUUUUUUUCUAGUGAAACCUUCUCUGACUGAAUCCAAUGGAGGGAUUCAAAAUGAUUUUGUCGAUUGAAAUCUUGCUUCCUACCAAAAUCAGUUAUUUGAAAAGUGCCCUGUGAAGAGUAUACUUUGUCCCAUUUUGCCGAUGUAGUUACUCUGUUUCUACUGUAACAUUUGAAACGUAACCUCUGCAUGAUACUUGUUUAGGAAAUUUGAGACAUGUAUUUACAUUAAUUAAUUUACAAAAAUCCAAAUGUAAUUUUCAACCAA
Messenger RNA from Malania oleifera, 1524 nucleotides. Its product is annotated as probable lactoylglutathione lyase, chloroplastic. The transcript is spliced from 9 exons. The record is from RefSeq and is a predicted model, not a curated record. Gene Ontology annotation, cellular component: cytoplasm. NCBI's taxonomy places the organism in Eukaryota, Viridiplantae, Streptophyta, Magnoliopsida, Santalales, Ximeniaceae. The coding region runs from base 127 to 1200 and encodes 357 amino acids. Gene Ontology annotation, molecular function: lactoylglutathione lyase activity; metal ion binding.